Messenger RNA from Penicillium cosmopolitanum, 1431 nucleotides. Its product is annotated as DnaJ domain protein. NCBI's taxonomy places the organism in Eukaryota, Fungi, Ascomycota, Eurotiomycetes, Eurotiales, Aspergillaceae. Gene Ontology annotation, cellular component: cytosol. Gene Ontology annotation, biological process: protein import into peroxisome matrix. Bases 1 to 1431 code for a protein of 476 amino acids. The record is from RefSeq and is a predicted model, not a curated record. The transcript has 6 exons.
AUGGUCGCAGAUACCACCUACUACGAUGCGCUGGGCGUCCAGCCCACAGCCACCGAGCUGGAGAUCAAGAAGGCCUAUCGCAAGCUGGCCAUCGUGACACACCCCGAUAAGAACCCCGGCGAUGAGACCGCCCACGAACGCUUCCAACAGAUCGGUGAAGCAUACCAAAUUCUGAGCAACGAAGAUCUCCGCAAACGAUAUGACAAGUUCGGCAAGGAAGAGGCUCAGCCAAGUGGAGGUUUCGAGGACCCGUCCGAGUUCUUCAGCAUGAUCUUCGGCGGCGAGGCCUUUGUCGACCUGAUCGGCGAGAUCUCCCUCAUGAAAGACUUGACCGCGACGAUGGAUAUCACCAUGCAGGAGAUGGAGGAAGAGGAGUUGGCCCAGUCCGCCGAGGAGAAGUUGCAUGUCCAUGACGAGGAGGUCAAGGCCGGUGAAGCCGAACACCCCGCCGAGGGCUCCAGCGAUGCCGCCCCUGCCUACACGGAGAAGCCAUCUGCGUCGGAAUCCACAUCCGCCUCCACCCCCGCCGGUCCUGAGAAAGCCUCGGCUUCAACUACCUCUGCGCUGAUGGACCGAUCCGAGGAGGAGGCGCGCAUGGAUGCAGCUGGUCUGUCCCAGGAAGAGAAGGAGCUUCGCAAAAAGGAGAAGAAGAAGGGUCUGUCGAAGGAGCAGCAGGAGCGUCUUGCGGCCUUUGAGGAGGAGCGGAAAAAGGCCCGCGAGGAACGUGUCAACACUCUCGCCAACAAGCUGGUGGACCGCCUCAGUGUGUGGACUGAGACUGAUAAGAACGUCGAUGUCACCCACGCUUUUGAAGAGAAGAUCCGAUUGGAGGUGGAGAACUUGAAGAUGGAGUCCUUCGGUCUGGAGAUCCUCCACGCUGUCGGUGCGACAUAUGUGCAGAAGGGUACUUCGUUCUUGAAGUCACAGAAGUUCCUGGGUAUCUCGGGAUUCUUCUCGCGUCUCAAGGACAAAGGCACUCUGGCCAAGGAGACCUGGACCACCAUCUCCACGGCUAUCGAUGCUCAAAUGACCAUGGAGGAAAUGGCCAAGAUGGAGGAGCGUGGCGGCGAAGACUGGACUGAUGAGAAGCGGGCCGAAUAUGAGAAGAAGGUCACCGGCAAGAUCCUGGCUGCGGCCUGGAGAGGUAGCAAGUUCGAGAUCCAGAGCGUCCUGCGCGAGGUCUGCGACCAAGUUCUGGGUGACAAGCGCAUCCGUCUGGAGAAGCGGGUGGAGCGUGCUCACGCUCUGGUCCUGGCUGGUAACAUCUACGCCAAGGCUGCGCGUGACCCCGAAGAAGAGGGCGAUUACAUGGCGUUCGAGCAGUUGAUGGCGGACUCGAUGAAGAAAUCCGAAACCAAGGAUAAGAAGAAGAAGGAGAAGAAGAAGCACAGCCACGAUGAGACCGAGGCAGAGGAGAAGCCGGCGGUUUAG